AUGCAAAUCGACGCUCGUUUCUACGCCCAACGUCCCGUUUGCGGUAAUACGCGCCAGUUUUUCGUUAAUGCGUUUAAAGCGCAUUUCGAAAUUUGGGAAACCCUCUGGCUUUAUAUACACGGGUGCGCUGCAAGGGUAAAGGCCUUUCUUGGCGUCGCCGGGUGCUUUGUAACACGUUAUAAAGCACCCGUAACGCCGGCGAAGGUCGUAAUACUUGGUCCCGCACGGGCAUCGCUAGGGGUAUCCGCUCCUUUGCGACAAAAAGCUACCCUUUUUAAGCUUGCUGCCAGGUUCCAUCUCCCUAUACGGCUUUUUCGCCUCGUCGCCAGGUUCAGCCCUCGAAAGUCUGCCACCGAGCCACCGGCAAAACCUCAACAAACUUUUGCCACACAGCAAAAUCCUUACGCUGCCGAACAUCAAGAUUUGGAUAACCCUGCACAGAACACAAUCAGCCACGACAACGCUAUCGAGGCUAUCAUCGACUUCUUCCGACGCCAGAACCACCAGCCCAAAGACACCGAGGGGGCCAAGAAUAGCAAAAAUAGAAAACCCGUACGAAGCGGCAAUAAAGUUUGGAUCCUUUUUGAGCUGCUCGGUGGCCAGCCCGACCUGCAUCGCCUUCAGCACCAAGGCAACGAAAACGGUCGUGGUAGCCAACCACGUGAGAUUGCCACGGGACACUACCGCGCCGUCGCCGAGUCCACGCCGCCUCCCCGUCCGGCACCAUCUUCUCUCCAACAAACCCCAUGGUUACACCACACGGGCAGUUCCGCAAACUCGUCAGAAUUCCGCCACAAUGUGGACAGGGUCCUUAGGUCGGAGGUUGAACCUCUCUACGUUGGGGUUUCUGACUUCUGUGAAAAAAAUUUCGGGCCUGUGGCAGGUCUACCCGCAGCGUCUGCGGCCAUCUUGAAGAAGUGCACGGAAGACAGCAGUCCACUCUUCGGCAACAAAGGGUGGCGGGGUGGCCGGCAGGGGCCAAAGAGAGCGACGUGCUGGCAUUUGCAGAAGAUUACAGGCCGAACCAACGCGUCGACGAAGACCACUGGCGCAGCCUAA
This is a messenger RNA of Gaeumannomyces tritici R3-111a-1, 1059 nucleotides long. RefSeq lists its product as hypothetical. NCBI's taxonomy places the organism in Eukaryota, Fungi, Ascomycota, Sordariomycetes, Magnaporthales, Magnaporthaceae. The record is from RefSeq and is a predicted model, not a curated record. Bases 1 to 1059 code for a protein of 352 amino acids. The transcript is spliced from 4 exons.